Molecule: messenger RNA, 1842 nt
Organism: Solea senegalensis (Senegalese sole)
Lineage: Eukaryota; Metazoa; Chordata; Actinopteri; Pleuronectiformes; Soleidae
Product: sphingosine 1-phosphate receptor 3-like
Exons: 2
Coding region: 248-1402 (384 amino acids)
Biological process (GO): G protein-coupled receptor signaling pathway
Cellular component (GO): membrane
Molecular function (GO): sphingosine-1-phosphate receptor activity
Source: RefSeq, a predicted model, not a curated record
AAGAAAGAAAGAUGAGGAGCUGCCGCUCUGUCCCAGUGAACUGCGAGGAGCGAGGAGGAAUAAAAGCUUUAAACCACAGCGGUUUUCAAACCCGGAAAAUGGACGAGUCAGCAGUGAAACGCAGCGUCAGUGUGAGCUGAAGUUAGAAAAGUCUGCGAGCAUCCAAAGGUCUUCCCCUGCCUCGGCUGAACACACCCGAUGACCCGUUCACCUCUGACCUUCAGUGUCAGCAGCCGGUGCCGCGAAGAUGAUCAACCCUCAGAUUUACCUCCACUACAACUACACGGGGAAGCUGGAGCACCGGCCCAGCGUCGGCACGAGCCCCGGCACCGUGGACACCAAGACCGUCGUGUUCCUGAUCGUGUGCAGCUUCAUCGUCCUGGAGAACCUGGCCGUGUUGGUGGCUAUAUGGAGGAAUCACCGGUUCCACAACCGCAUGUACUACUUCAUCGGCAACCUGGCGCUGUGCGACAUGCUGGCCGGAGUGGCUUACCUGGUCAACCUGCUGCUGUCAGGGGAAAAGACCCUGCAGCUCUCACCUGCUCUCUGGUUUGUCAGAGAGGGCAGCAUGUUUGUGGCACUCGGCGCGUCCAUUUUCAGCCUCUUGGCUAUUGCUAUCGAGAGACACCUGACUAUGAUCAAAAUGAGGCCCUAUGAUGCCAACAAGAACUACAGAGUGUUUCUGCUCAUCGGGACCUGCUGGCUGAUUGCCAUAGGUCUUGGAGCGUUGCCUAUUCUUGGCUGGAACUGUCUGGACAACCUCCCAGACUGCUCCACCAUCCUCCCUCUCUACACCAAGAAAUAUGUGGCCUUCUGUAUCACGGUUUUCAUGCUCUUGCUCUUAGCCAUGUCGGUCCUUUACGCCCGCAUCUACAUCCUGGUGAAGUCCAGCAGCCAAAAGGUGAGCAAGCACAGCAACUCGGAGCACGCCAUGUCCCUGCUGCGCACGGUCAUCAUCGUAGUUGGCGUCUUCAUCGCCUGCUGGACGCCCAUCUUCGUCCUGCUCCUGGUGGAUGUGGCGUGUAAGCUGCGCUGCCCCAUCCUCUACAAAGCGGACUGGUUCAUUGGCGUGGCUGUGCUCAACUCCGCCAUGAACCCGAUAAUCUACACGCUGGCAAGUCGGGAAAUGAGGCGCGCCUUCGUGGGUCUCGUGUGUGGCGUCUGCUACAGGAGGAAGGCUGUGAGCGGCAGCGGGAACAAGCAGUCUCUGGAGCCCAGCCGCAGCAGGAGCAAGUCCUGGAGCAGCCAGAACAACCCCAACCAGAACCAGCAGGGCCCCAGGCAGACGGGACUGGAGAGGGAGCAGGAGACGGACACGGCCCACGGCGAGGUGUCAGUGGUGGCAGGAGGGGCCACGCAGGGUGUUCACCAGAGUGAAAGAAUGAAAGAGGGGAGCAAGUGAUGUGCAGAGAGAAGGUGAGCGUGGUGCUAAUACGUCCUCAAGAAACUGUGUCGAGCAACCGAUCGAGAAUUAGGGAUUUUUCCUGAAUGAAAUGUGGACUUCAGGCCCACAGCUGCAGGACAGCGGUCUCUCCUUUGUGCUUCAUAUUCUUAUAUCUGCGUCAACCAUAAUCUGCACGUGACAGUAGACGGACGUCACUAAUGUGUGAGGAACUUGGUGUUUUGGAGCUUUUGCAGGACGAUGAUGGAAAACAUUUACCUCGCCAACUCAAAAGAAAGUGCAAUUAUAGUACUGCAAAAACAGUGUCACGAAGAACGAUUGUAUAUAUGUUAUUAUAAGUAAGUAAUUUAUUAUUCUGUCGUUUCGUAUUAACCCAGUAAUGCUAUAGAAUAGAACGCCACGCAGUUAGAGCAAAGUGCUCCCUAAGUACUUUAUUCGAG